This is a messenger RNA of Cherax quadricarinatus, 3193 nucleotides long. RefSeq lists its product as uncharacterized. Lineage: Eukaryota; Metazoa; Arthropoda; Malacostraca; Decapoda; Parastacidae. Gene Ontology annotation, molecular function: protein tyrosine phosphatase activity. Gene Ontology annotation, biological process: protein dephosphorylation. The record is from RefSeq and is a predicted model, not a curated record.
AUGAAUGCCUUCAUAAUUUUGAGAGGCUGGGGGAGAUAUAAUCUACAAACUUCAGAAGACAAAGGACCUGGGAGUAAGCACAACAUUCAAUAUGUCACCAGAGGCCCACAUCAGCUGAAUAACCAUGGCAUCAUAUGCUGCCAUUAUGUGCUAUUCUUGUGGGCUGCCCUCGUGGGCUAUCCUUGUGGGCUGCCCUUCUGGGCUAUCCUUACGGGCUACUCUUAUGGGUUAUCCUUGUGGGCUGCCCUUAUAGGCUAUCCUUGUGGGCUGCCCUUAUGGGCUAUCCUUGUGGGCUGCCCUAAUGGGCUAUCCUUGUGGGAUGCCCGUGUGAAUUCUUUGUGGGUCGUCCUUGUGGGGCGCCCUUAUGGGCUGCCCUUGCGAGUUGCCCUUGAGUUAUACAAGAGGUCGUCUCACGCUGGCCAUCAAUUGACGGUGCUGAUCCUUAAGUCACUUCAUUGCAGAAGUUCCUGUGGUCUUGUUGGUGUCAUCGUCGCUGAAGUAUAUGAUGGAGGCGGCGUCCUUGGUGGUAAUCAUCAGGUUGAGCGCGAGCGUCGACUGGUGGAGACAUUAUCUCAGACGCUGGAGUACAUAAGGCAAGAAGCCGAGCAUCGGGAGCGUCGAGACUUCGUGCAGGAGCUCAAAGAUAAUCUGCACCUUCAGGGUCUCAAGAAUCAUUCUGUUCCGAAGACAAACUUAUCGGCAUGCAUCAAUAUGGAGUGCGUGAUCUCGGAGAGGUCCAGAGCGGAGAUGUUCAGCCUGCAAGAGUACAAACCCAGGCUCUCAACCAGCCAGGCCAAGCUACCGCACAACCUACACAAGAACAGGUCUCAAGACCUGCUGCCAGUGAACCGUUACCGCUACAAGUUGAAACCUCUGAGCUUGAGACUGAGGAGCUGUGAAGCCUACGACGCAGAGCAGCAGCUCAGGCAAGACUACAUCAACGCGACCGUAGUUAAUAACGGGUACCAGGAGAUGCUGGUGACCCCUCACCCUCUCUCACACACCAUCGGUGACUUCUGGAGGAUGGUGAAGGACUCUGGUGCCUCCAUCAUCAUCAUGCUGAUACACAAUGACGCUAAUUUGGAACAGUUUCCCCGGUAUUGGCCGCUUCCUGGGGAGGUCCUCUAUCACUUUGUCAAUACCAAGACCUGCAUCUGUUUGAAGAAUAGGAGCUCUCACACCUACCAAGACUACCUCUCAGAGCAGAAAGCUAUGGAGGAAGUGGAGAAUAGGAAGCUAGAUAAAAGGCAUCUGCAGAGAGAGCUGGAAAUGGAGAGGAAGAUUCAGCAAGCUUCGCAGAUCCUACUUCACACGUCGCCGCCGCCGCAGCAGCAGCAGCAGCAGCAGGAUCAGGAGGAGGAGGACGAUGACGACAACGAUGACGACCAGGAAGUGCAGCCUUGGCGCCGGUUAUAUGAUGAGAAACAGCAACUCAAUCAUUCCCUAGAAAGGGAUGGUCACCGGUGCCAGGCACUGAAACAGAAGUGGCAUCAUCGAAAGAAGAAUAUUGAUUGGCACCUGAAAUUGAACUCACUGCAUUUGGACUGUCACAAAGAUGAUCAGCUGUCCCAGUCUUCUGAUAUUAGCAAGGAAGAUUAUUUCUCACAGUAUUCCCUACAGCAGGAAAAGCAAAAGCAUCAUGAUGAUGAUUACCAAAGUCAUCACCAACAAUACGCUCAACACCACAACAUGAAUGAGUUGCUGCUACACCACCAGAAGCUGCUAGGGCAGGGCAAGACCUAUCAGUGGGAGAACAGUUAUCAGCGGCAGUUUGCACAGCAACGCCAGAAGAACCCGUACUUCUACGUCAGUGACAUCGUCAUGCAAGUGGGAGGUAGAGGUGGCGGUGUGGUGCGUCACUACCACUACCAGUGGGACCAGGUGGCAGGGAUGCACCACAUGGGAAUGAUUGAGCUGGUGCACGCCGUCAUGCAUCGUCACCACACCGUCGGGGGACCCAUCAUCAUACACUGCCAGAACGGGUAUGAGGCAUCAGGAGCAGUGGUGGUAAUGAGCAGUUUGAUCCAGAAGGAAUCCAACCAUUCUAGCGACAAUACUAACGACAGUACUAACGACAGUACCAGCAACAGUACCAACGACAGUAUCAACGUGUACGAGUGCGUGGCCAACCUGAAGCGCUUCAUACCUCAGGCUCUCAGCAGCGUGGAGUUAUACAGGCAGCUGUACGAGUGUCACCACACCUACCUGACGAAUAAGAAGAAGUGGAGACCACUGCCUGUCAAGACGCUCCUCCCAGACUACAAGAUGAAGCUCUUGAAGAAGGUAAACCUCAAAAAAUUGCUCAAGGAAACCUCUCGCAUCUUCCCGGAUAUUUUCAAUAGAGUGAUGGUCAAUGUUAGGAAAUCUGAAGGUGGAGGGAAGGAGCCUAAGGUUAACAAACCUGAAGUUGAAGAAGAGCCUGAAGUUAAGGAUCUUGGAGGUGAAGAAAGGGAGACCGUCAUCAAGCUGUUUCAAGCUGUGACUGAGGAGUACGAGAGAGAUAAGACAGGCAAGCUCAAGGAGAAGUGUGGCAUCUCUUCUGCUAGUACUGAACCUCCAUCUUCCUCGAGCCACGAAGACCAAAUUCUAGCUCCCGAAGUGUGGGAAUCAAGGAGAGAGGUACAUGAUGAUGGGUCUAGAUUGCCUGACGCCUACACACACUUCGCUAUACAAGAUUUCUGUAAACACCUCUGUACACAAGACUCCUACACACGUCAUACUCCACAAGACUCCAGCACACGUCUUACUCCAAAGGACUCCUGUACAUAUCACACUCCACAAAACUCCUGCACGCACCUCACUCCAAGAGACGAGGCUAACACACACACCACUAGCAUGGAUAACCAAAAUGAUCCUACAACGAUGCUCUCAGAUAAUGAAAAAACAGUCAGCUUGCAAGACCAAAUAAGUGAAAAAAGUAAAUUUGAACACACUGAUAAGGACGUCAAUGCCCGAGACCAACCGCGUGAAAACAAUGGUCUUGAAGACAGUCACAAACCAGCCAGUCCAGAAGACGAAAAUAACGACACAACUGAACCCGUAAACCUCGUACAAGUAUUAUUUCCAGAAAAAAGAAAAUUACUACGAGUAAUCACAAAUCAUAGAUUUAGAAGACGCGUCGUAUUUCGCCGCAAAAAACGAGAUCGCCCUCACAGAAGAUAUUACUGAAGAACCGUACCCCACCUCACACAAA